CUUAAUAAAUACUAUUUCGUUCGACUUAAUUUUUUUAAUAAUGAUUAAAAUUAAAGAUAGUUUUUAAAAGUUGUAACGUACAACUGAUUCAAAUGUAACAAUGAAAACACCAGUUGUUUAUGUGUGGAGUGCAUCUGAUCAAGAAAAGUAUCAAAAAUAUGAAGAAGCUGCUCGCUGGUUAAUGGCACCAUUAAUAUUGCUAGGACUGCUGAUAUUCAUAGUGUCCCUUUGGGCGUUCAUUGAGUUUCGGGACUGCUCUUGGAAAAUUGCUCCACCAACUGCGUCUUAUCCUGUUCUUAUAAUUUUUUUCAUAAUAUCGAUUAUAAUAUUACUUUUAAGUGCUUAUGGACUGGUCAUUUUCAACAGAGAAGAUUUGAAACAUAUGAGCCUAUUCAUUAGAUUCUGUACACUAUUCUCGGUGCUUUCUGUGAUUCUUAUGAUCAUCCUAUGGAUUUGCACAGUUUAUAUGCAGAGUGGAAAAUUUACCAUUGACAGCAUGCAACUAUCCUACAUAUGCUUGAAAGAGACGUCCGAAUGUUGGGACAACAUCCAAGAAAUACAUGGCUGCUGUGGAUGGAACUCUCCAAAAGAUUGGAAAAUUAUUCCUCAUAGCUGCUGUGACUAUUAUAUAAACUACGGCAAGGAAAUCUGUGAAAAGAGUAAGAAUCUUGAAGGAAUCCCGGUUGAAGCCGCGUAUCAAGAAGGCUGCAAAAAUCAUUUAUAUUCUCGUUCGCUCAUCUACAUCCUUUUGACAUCGAUCAGCUGGGUCCUCUGUAUCCUAUUAUUUCUUGUGGUUAUCUUCCUUGCGAUCCAUCUACUGAGGGGGCUCAAGAUAAAAGAGAAGCUCGAGCCAAUAAUAGGCUAACCAGAAAAUAAAUAUCUAAGUAGUAAUAUUUGAGUAAUUU
Molecule: messenger RNA, 905 nt
Organism: Nezara viridula (southern green stink bug)
Lineage: Eukaryota; Metazoa; Arthropoda; Insecta; Hemiptera; Pentatomidae
Source: the annotation of a GenBank genome assembly